Mercenaria mercenaria is the source of this 4016-nucleotide messenger RNA. RefSeq names its product death effector domain-containing protein-like. Bases 16 to 972 code for a protein of 318 amino acids. The record is from RefSeq and is a predicted model, not a curated record. Gene Ontology annotation, cellular component: nucleolus. Gene Ontology annotation, molecular function: DNA binding. Lineage: Eukaryota; Metazoa; Mollusca; Bivalvia; Venerida; Veneridae. The transcript is spliced from 5 exons. Gene Ontology annotation, biological process: apoptotic process; extrinsic apoptotic signaling pathway via death domain receptors.
UAAAGUUAGAAUAAAAUGGCGUCCUCCAUGGAAAGACUUCGCCGUUGCAAAGUGAACAACAAUCUACACAGAAUGUUUGAGAUUUUAGAGAUAAAUAUGAAUUCUACCGAUACAGAACGAUUCAAAACGCAAGUACUUAUAUCUGGGAUCUUAGGAGAAUUUUGGAAAAAGGGUAAAACGUCGCAAAUCCCUAGAAAACUGUACAAGUGUGAUGCUUUCACUUUCUUAAGAUUCCUAGAAAAUAAAGGUUUCAUUGACAGCACAAAUACGAAAAUCGUGCAGGAUGCAGUCAGAUCAGUCAGGCCCGAAAUAUAUGAGUUGGCUUCAACAGAGACCAGUAAUAUAGUUGAGGUGGAUCCAGUGGUGGCCUACAUAGAGAAGACAGCUCCACUUCAGCCGCAUGAGUUUGGCAUAUCUUGGCCAGUUGGUGUUCCUGCCAGGAGGAGUGAGAGACUGAAGAAACGUAAAUGUGAAGAAGAAACAACAAGUGACAAGAUAGAGAGAAGGAUGAAGAAGAAGAGAAGUCCAACGACAGACUCGGACCAAACCUGCAACUCUGAACCUACCUCAUAUCCUCCAAUUCAUUGUCAGCAAGUACAUUCUUGUGAUGUAAGAUUACGGGUGAAGGUUGAGUAUGUGGACCAUCAGGAGGUACUAGGAAAUAGCGUACACAGUCACAAAGAACAUGAGAUAGAGCGACAGUUUGAAAAGUUUAACCAGGCGAGUACGAUCCUGAAAUCGAGAGACCUCGGAACUGUCAUAUGUGAUAUAAAGUUCUCAGAGUUAACCAGCCUUGAUGCUUUCUGGAGGGAUUAUACAAAUGGUGCUUUACUUGAGGCCCUGAAAGUGGUCUUUAUUACAGAGUCAUUAAAUGAAGCCGUUGGACAUGAACCUCUACGUCUUCUUGUUUCGGUUGAUGAGGAAGAUUAUAGGAAAGGACGUCUGAAGCUUUUGAAAAAUCUCAUUGAUUGAUAUCUUGUGGAACUGAAACAGACAGCAGGCUUUCUGAAUAGGAAACCAAAAUAGAACUGUAUGGAUGUGAUCAUUUUUUUGUUACAAACAGCAUAUGUUUGAGCAUAUAUAUAAUUGAAAGAUCAGGUGCAAGGGCUGACCCAAAAGUAAUGUCACUUCAUUCAUUGUGCAUUAUUCAUUGUUAUAUUACUAUAUAAAUUAUAUCAAGAUAUAUUGGUACGUUCAUUCAGUUGUGAUUACAAAGUUAAAAAAUUUUUUUUUAGAGUUGUUUUGUUUUAAAUACAAAGAACUUCAAAAUACGUCACCGACUACAUUACGACUACAAUCACUGUCUGACAUCAAAAUAACAAGCAGUGUACCUUAUCAUAUAAGAAAUUGUAAUGAUGUGAUAUUACAUUUUUCAGCAGUCAACUGUUAAAACUAUAGUAGGUUAAAGUUUGCUAGAAAGUGCUAGGCCUUGUUGUUGCUUAGUGACAAAAAUAUUGAUCUCUGACGUCUCUUACAUCAGUGAUAUGUGGCAAUCCUCAUUACCAUGCUUUUUUGCAUGUCAGUAUCUAGAUAAGUAAGCAAUAAUUUUUGAUAUUUCAAAAAAUAUUGAAAAUUGAUCAAGGAACUUUGAUAAGAAUUUUUGUUGCUUUCUUUUUAUACACAUUUAAAUGGUUCCAGUGACAUAACUUUUGCAUCAAUCCUUGUACAUUCUCUUAAACUGGAAAAGACAAGCAUCUUGCUUUCUCUGUGGGAAACCUACUCUAAAAUCAGGUAUUUUAUUGAUGCUAAAAAUUUCUUUCUUUUUUUAAAAAAAUUUAAUUAGUUCAUCGAUGAGAAUACUUGCAUUAUAUAGCCAACUUUUGAACAGUUGCUUGUGGCACUUUGUGAGUAUUUAUUUCCGAUUACAGAAUGUUGGCGAAUAUAGGGAAAAUAAAUCCUGCACAAAAAUCUCUGUAUAUAACAAUUACUAGGUUGUUAUAGGUUUUUGUUAAAAACAACAUGAUUGUGUGCUGUUAUUGAAAGAUUGGGUACAUUUAUGAUAAUGGACAGCUGACUUUUUGAAAUAAGAUAUAUACCUCUAGUUUUCUAGUUAACAUGAUACAGAGUUACCAUGGACAAUAUAGAAGUUUGCUGGUUCAACAGUGGCUGUAACAUACUUUUUAAAACAAUUGAAAUUGACAGGAUAUUUAUUUUGUUUGAUAGCUUGGAAUGGGCAGAAAAACUGCAGAAUAAUGUUCAGAUAUAUUUAAAUUAAUAACACAUUCAGAAUGGUUCUGUUUUCCAGUAUGUGGCAGAAUAUCCAGUAAAUUCUUGUGCAGUUCACAUACUGUUUUUUAAAAACCUGUCUGUCUGUCUUGCUGUUUUGACUGUGCAUUUUAGCUGCAGUUUUUUUUGUUUCAUUAUCUGUGAAUAUAUGGAAGUUGAUAACCAACCAGACAACUGACUUUUCUUAUCUGUAAAAACCUUGUGUUAUUCAGUUUUGAGAAUAGACCUGAUUGCUGCAUUAGAAAUUACAAAUGUAUAUAAUGUUUGCUUGUCAGUGAAUUGUUUAUACAAACUUGUUUUUAAAUUGGUUGUUUAAUGUAAAAAAUAUAUAUAAUGGUUGACUUAGAAUUUUACUGAUUUGUGGUUAUUUAUUUGCAAAAAGCCUUAAGUGAAGAAAAUAACAAAUUUAACAGCUUUCAUGCAUAUGUUCAGAACAAGAUUGCCUGUGAACACACUUUUGUUUUUUUCUCUGAUAUUAGAGAACAUGCCAACAUUUCAAACAAGCACUGUGUAUUUAAAUUGAAAUACAGGAAAAAGUAAUGUCUUGAACCUGUUUAGAAAAGAUGACUGUGAUAGUUUCCAAUAUAUGUAGAUUUAAUAUGUCUCCCUACUCUGGGGGGACAUAUUGUUUUUGCCCUGUCCAUCUGUCUGCCCUUGCAUCUGUCCAUACGUCACACUUCAUUUCCGAUCAAUAACCGGAGAACCAUUUGACCUAGAACCUUCAAACUUCAUAGGAUGGCAGGGCUUAUGGAGUAGACGACCCCAUUGUUUUUGGGGUCACUCCGUCAAAGGUCAAGGUCACAGGGGCCUGAACAUGGAAAACCAUUUCCGAUCAAUAACUUGAGAACCACUUGACCCAGAAUGUUGAAACUUCAUUGUUGUCAUUAUGGACUUAUAUAGGAUGAUUGAUCAUGCAGAGUGGAUGACCCCUGUUGAAAUUGGUGGGGUCACUGUAAUAAAGAUGGUCACGGGCCUGAACAUGGAAAACCAUUUCCGAUCAAUAACUUGAGAACCACUUGACCCAGAAUGUUGAAACUUCAUAGGGUGAUUGGCCAUGUGGAGUAGAUGACCCCUAUUGAUUUUGGUGUCAUUCUAAUAAAGGUCAAGGUCACAGGGGCCUGAACAUGGAAAACUAUUUCCAAUCAAUAACUUGAGAACCACUUGACCAAGAAUGUUGAAACUUCAUAUUAGGAUGAUUGGACAUGCAGAGUAGAUGACCCCUAUCGUUUUUGGGGUCACUCCAUCAAAGGUCAAUGUCACAGGGGCCUGAACAAGGAAAACCAUUUCCGAUCAAUAAGUUGAGAACCACUUGCCCCAGAAUGUUGAAACUAUAUACUUUAUAGUAUAUAGGAUGAUUGGACAUGCAGAGUAGAUGAACCCUACUUAUGUCACUCGAUGAAAGGUCAAGGUCACAGGGGCCUGAACAUGGAAAACAGUUUCCAGUUCAUAACUUGAGAACCACUUAGCCCAGAAUGUUGAAACAUUGUGGAAUGAUUGGACAUGCCAAGUAGAUGAUUCCUAUUGCAACCAACCAUCAGUGUCACUUUGACAUUUGCUCCUGUCCCCUAUUGACUUCCUGCCUAUAUGACUAUGCAUUUGGGGAGACAUGCGCUUUUCUACAAAAGCAUCUUCUAGUUGGUAUAUACUUUUGAUAAGUGUAAUUCUGUCAUAAGUUUGCUAAAAUUAUGGAAUCAAAAAUAAUUUCUUUCUUUGUAUAAAAUGGGGAAAAUGUAAAUAUUUUUGUCUAUGCAUGCUGCUUUUGAAAAAGAGAAAGAAAUCUUGAAACAGUU